Conger conger (European conger) is the source of this 1415-nucleotide messenger RNA. RefSeq names its product ADP-ribosylation factor-like 13A (gene arl13a). NCBI's taxonomy places the organism in Eukaryota, Metazoa, Chordata, Actinopteri, Anguilliformes, Congridae. Bases 129 to 1358 code for a protein of 409 amino acids. The record is from RefSeq and is a predicted model, not a curated record. Gene Ontology annotation, cellular component: non-motile cilium; ciliary membrane. Gene Ontology annotation, molecular function: GTP binding; GTPase activity. Gene Ontology annotation, biological process: non-motile cilium assembly; receptor localization to non-motile cilium. The transcript has 10 exons.
CCUGAUUAGUUGUUCGCUGAGUGGUACAAGAUGUCAGAGAUGUGGCUAAUACAAACAACCGCAUGGAUAUAGACACCCUACUAUAUGGCCUGAAGGGAAAAUGGUGACUGUGCUCUUCACACCAAAACAUGUUCAACCUGAUGAGCAACUGCUGCAGCUGGGUCUCCAAAUUCCAGCAGCCCAUUCGGAAGGUCACGGUGUUGGUUGUUGGUCUUGACAAUGCAGGGAAAACAUCCAUGAUCAGGGGACUCAUGAAAGCUUUUCCCGGUGAAGUAAGCCCCACGCAGGCAUGCGUCCGCACAGAGCUGAGAGUGGACCACUUCCUGGUGACCCUGCUGGAUAUGGCUGGAGCUCCUGAAUCCCACCAGGCCUGGAGGGACCACUACAGUGAAGCUCACGGGAUCAUAUUUGUGGUGGACUCUAGUGACCGAGUGCGGCUUCAACAGGUCAAGGUGGUCCUGUCAGACCUGCUGAAGCAGCCCAGGGUGGCAGGCAAGCCCCUCCUUGUGCUGGCUAACAAGCAGGACAAGAUGGGUGCUUUAAUGGGAAGCGAGUUGAUCGAGGCCCUGACCUUGGAGAAACUGGUCAAUCACAGCCGGUCUUUCUGCCACAUUGAGUCAUGCUCCGCCAUGCUGGAUGUCCGGAGGUGGUCGGACAGGAAGACGCUACAGGGCCUGCGUUGGUUACUGCGAGCUGUGAGUCUGGACUACCCCGAAUUGUGUGCUCGUGUCUCACGGGAUAACAGGCAGCCCCUGGACUCCGAGGAAAAAGACAGGCAUGGCAAAAAUGAGAAAGGGCGCAAGUCCAAAGAGGACAGAAUCCACACCAGCAAGCCUGAAACUGGUCUAUCGCGUCCCCAGAAAGAAAAGUUACCUCAACCAAGGAGCAAACUGGAGCCCAUUCAAAAUGUCCUGGAAAAGGAAAACACUUUGAGAAAGAAGGUGAAGAGGAAGAAGCAGCAGGUGAAGACUAAGGAUGCCAUGAAGAACAGCACUGGCAAGAGGGAGGAAGAGGAGGAGCCGGGGGAUGCUGAGGCAGAGCAAGAACACAGUGAGCAAAAGGAGAAAGCCAGCGCUGCCCUGGUACCGCGUAACCGCGCAAAGCCGGCCUGCAUGACCCAAAUGAAAGAACAGACUCUGGAGCUCCCAGAGACACCUGACAUCGAACAAUCAAACACAAAGAAAGGAAAAGGAGAAAAAAAAAAAAAGAGAAAGAUGGUAAAAGUGAAGGGGAAAAACAAAAUUAACACUGAACAGAUUCCAGCCGGAUAUUCUCAACCAGUGGACCUUUCUGCUACUUUUGACCUCUACAGAAAAGCCAUCUUGGCUCUGAAGGCUCGUCAGGACCAGGGACGAUAAGGGCCUGGCUUACUAAGACCUGUAGCACAUGCAAAUCCUUUUUAUCACACGCAAAAA